Messenger RNA from Solea solea (common sole), 1665 nucleotides. Its product is annotated as cytochrome P450 2J6-like. Lineage: Eukaryota; Metazoa; Chordata; Actinopteri; Pleuronectiformes; Soleidae. The transcript is spliced from 9 exons. Gene Ontology annotation, cellular component: intracellular membrane-bounded organelle; cytoplasm. Gene Ontology annotation, molecular function: heme binding; iron ion binding; oxidoreductase activity, acting on paired donors, with incorporation or reduction of molecular oxygen, reduced flavin or flavoprotein as one donor, and incorporation of one atom of oxygen. The coding region runs from base 75 to 1565 and encodes 496 amino acids. Gene Ontology annotation, biological process: xenobiotic metabolic process. The record is from RefSeq and is a predicted model, not a curated record.
CUUUAUACAACCACAUGUGCUGAAGUGAGGAGAAAAGCUCACACCAUCCUGUUGUUUGGCUCAACUCUUUAACCAUGUGGCUUCAAAAUCUUCUGUUGAGUAUCGACUUCACGGGGCUGCUCCUGUUUGUUUUUCUUUUUCUUCUGGUAGCAGAUUUCCUCAAACACAGGAAUCCACCAAAUUAUCCUCCAGGGCCACUGGGUCUGCCCAUUGUGGGGAGCUUCUUCAGUGUGGACAGUAAACAUCCACACAUUUAUUUCAAUAAGCUCACCGAUGUUUAUGGAAAUGUGUUCAGUGUCCGCCUCGGCAGGGACAAGAUGGUGUUUUUGACCGGGUACAAGAUGGUCAAAGAAGCCUUAGUGACGCAAGCUGAGAACUUUGUGGAUCGACCAUUCAGUCCAAUGGCUGACAGGUUUUACUCAGGCACAGGUGGUCUAUUUAUGAGUAAUGGUGAACAAUGGAAGAAACAGCGGCGUUUCGCCUUGUCUACCUUACGCACAUUUGGCCUGGGCAAAAGUGUCAUGGAACAGAGUAUCUGUGAGGAGACCCGAUACCUGCUGGAGGUGAUAGAAAAGGAGAAAGGUGGACCUUUCAGCACAGCAGUCAUCUUCAACAACGCUGUGUCUAACAUCAUUUGUCAGAUGGUGAUGUCGAAACGCUUUGACUACAGUAAUCACAACUUCCAGACUAUGCUGAAGUAUUUGUCUGAGGUUCUGAUGCUGGAGGGCUCUGUGUGGGCUAUGCUGUAUGAGUCGUUCCCUGGCGUGAUGAAGCACUUGCCAGGUCCUCACAACAAAAUCUUCUCCAACUUUAAUAUCCUUAAAGACUUCAUCAGUGAGGAGGUCCAGAGGCACAAGAAGGACCUGGACCACAAUAAUCCUCGGGACUACAUGGAUGCUUUCCUCAUCGAAAUAGAGAAUCACAACAAGUCUGACCUGGGCUUCACUGAGACCAAUCUGACCUUGUGCUCUCUGGAUUUGUUCCUGGCUGGAACAGAAACAACCUCCACCACUUUGCAGUGGGCUUUGGUUUACCUCAUCAACCACCCUGAUGUCCAGGAAAAGGCCCAGGCAGAGAUUGACAGAGUGAUUGGACAGACUCGUCAGCCCAGUAUGGCUGACAGACCCAGCUUGCCCUACACUGAUGCUGUUAUCCAUGAGAUCCAGAGGAUGGGAAACAUUGUUCCUCAGAAUGCGCUCAGAAUGGCUGCCAAGGACACAACACUGGGCGGUUACUUCAUACCGAAGGGUACAUCCAUAUUGCCCAUGCUGACCUCUGUGCUGUUUGACAAGAAUGAAUGGGAAACUCCAGACACCUUCAAUCCUGGACACUUCCUCGAUGCUGAGGGAAAGUUUGUGAGGAAAGAAGCUCACCUUCCUUUCUCUACAGGGAAACGUGUGUGUCUUGGAGAAGGCCUGGCCAGGAUGGAGCUCUUCCUAUUUUUGGUAGCUUUACUCCAGAGGUUCUCCUUCUCUGCUCCUGAUGGAGUAGAGCUGAAUGCAGAGGGAGUUACUGGAGCGACACGAGUGCCACAUCCCUUCAAGGUUCAUGCUAAAGUUCGUUAAGUUUGGCAGAAUAUUACCAAACUGUAUGUCAAUUCUUUGUAAUAAAGUUGUUUUGUAAAACCAGUUGUUGAUCCAAGUAAAAAAGUAAAUGAAAAAUUCA